This is a messenger RNA of Rotaria sordida, 2487 nucleotides long. Lineage: Eukaryota; Metazoa; Rotifera; Eurotatoria; Philodinida; Philodinidae. The record is from the annotation of a GenBank genome assembly.
AUGACAAAAAUAUUUAGUUCAUUUAAUGAUGUUAAUGAUUUUUCAUCAGGAUCACAUCAUGUUUUUUCACAUUAUUGUGAAAAUGAUAAUGAAUCUUAUUCUUCAAAAUAUUUACCACCAAUACAACUUCCACCUUCAUCACCAUUAUCAUCACAAAUAAAUAGUAAAGACAAUGAAAUACGUAAUGGCCAUCAUAAAAUUCAUUCACCAAUUAUUAUUGGUAAACCAUUUUCUGCACUUAUUAAUUCACUUAUUCCAUCGCCACAAUUAUUAUUACAUGAUACUGAUGAACAAACCAUAUAUGAUGAAUAUGGUUUUCGUAUUGAUAUUAAAGAAAAUGAACAACAUUAUGAAAUUGUACCUUGUAUUGAAAAUGAACAAGCUAAACUUCGGUGGCUUACACAUCUUGAUUCAACAUAUAAAAUUGAUGUUAUUCAUUUACCACUACAAGAACAAGAAUUUGUAAAAAAAAUUGAUCCAAAACAAAUACGACAAGAUACAAAAAUUCCAUUACUUUUACAACAAUCAUUUGGUAUUCCAUUAUCAAUACGUGCUCAAAUUUGGAUGUGUCUUAGUGGUUCUGUACAUAAAAAACAUCAAGCUAAAAUGUCUUAUACUGAUAUGCUUAAACAAUGUAAUAAUGAUACUCAACUUUAUUCGAAACAAAUUGAAAAAGAUCUUUUAAGAACAUUACCAACAAAUGCUUGUUUUAUGACAAUGAAUGCAUCAGGAAUAUCUCGAUUAAGACGAAUUUUACGAGCAAUAGCAUGGCUUUUUCCAGAUAUUGGUUAUUGUCAGGGUAUGGGUGUUAUUUGUGCAACAUUAUUAUUAUUAUUCGAAGAAGAAGAUGCUUUUUGGAUGAUGUGUUCUAUUGUUGAAGAUCUUUUACCAGGUCAAUAUUAUUCCGUAUCAUUAUUUGGUGCACAAGUUGAUAUACGUGUAUUUCGUUAUUUAAUUCAACAAUAUCUUCCAAAUAUUCAUAAAUUAUUUAAUGAACAUGAUAUUGAUUUAACAUUAAUAUGUUUUCAAUGGUUUUUAACAUUAUAUUCUAAUGUAUUUCAUACAAAAUUUAUUUAUCAUUUAUGGGAUUAUUUUUUUCUUUAUGGUUCAAUUAUAUUAUUUCAAAUAGGUUUAAUUAUGUUUAAACAAUAUGAAGAAAUUUUAAUAGAAUAUAAUAAUAGUGCACAAAUAUUUAAUUUUCUAUGUGAAUUACCACAAUUAUUUGAAUAUGAAUAUGGUAAUAAUGAACAAAUAUUUCAAAAUUUACCAAAAUUAUUUAAUUUAACAUCAACAACAAUAGAUAUAUAUAGAAAAAAAUAUUUAGCUGAAUUAAUGUCACAAGAAGGUUUUACAAUAAAUCCAAAAAUGAAUUUAUUAAAUUUACCAAAAGAUAUUUUAUCACGUCGUUAUAAUCAAAAAUUGACAUCUACAGAUCGAUCAAGUGGAUUUUUUUCUCGUAAUAAAUCAAAUUUAAUAUCAAAUAAUUGUCAAGCACUUAUUGAACGUAAUAUAACACAAACUGAAAUGCUUGUUAAUUUACGUGAAGCUAUACUUAAAAUAGCAAAACAUUUUAAAGAUAAUGAUCCUGAAGGAUAUACACAACAAAACAUUGAUCUUAAUGUUGAUUAUUCAAUUGAAUCACAUGUUAAAGAUCAUGAACAUUAUGCUAAUAUAUCAUUACAAAAAUGUAAACGUGCUAAAGCUUUAUUAGAUUUUGAAUGUCAAGAUUCAAAUGAACUUGGUUUUAAAAAAAAUGAUAUUUUAAAAAUUUUAUCAAUGUCUGAUGAACAUUGUUGGAUUGGAGAAUUAAAUGGUAAACAUGGAUGGUUUCCAGCUAAAUUUGUACAAUUAGUUGAUGAAAGAUCAAAAUUAUAUUCAUUAGCUGGUGAUGAUAGUGUUAAUGAAAAUAUAUCAGAUCUUGUUCGAGGAAAAUUAGCUACAUGUAUCAAGUCAAUAUUUGAACAUGGAUUAAGAAAAACUUCGACUGUACUUGGUGGUAUUUGUCAUCCAUGGUUAUUUAUUGAAGAAGCAGCAUUACAUGCAAUAAAUAAAGAUUUUGAUAGUGUUUAUGCUCGUCUUGUACUUUGUAAAACAUAUCGUUUGGAUGACGAUGGUCGAAUAUUAACACCAGAAGAAUUAUUAUGUCGUUGUAUACGUUCAAUUAAUUAUACACAUAAUCUUGCACAUGCACAAAUGGAUGUUAAAUUGCGAUCAUUUAUAUGUGUUGGUCUUAAUGAACAAGUUCUUCAUUUAUGGUUAGAAACAUUAUGUUCAUGUACAGAUAUUAUUAAUAAAUGGUAUUUACCUUGGUCAUUUUUACGAUCACCAUGUUGGGUUCAAAUAAAAUGUGAUCUUCGAGUUCUACAACAAUUUUCAUUUACUCUACAACAAGAUUUUGAAUUACCAGCUGCUUAUAGACAAUUAGAUGUUCUAUCAAGUGUACGAGAUAUGUUAAUGAAACAUCAUCUAUUUAGUUGGGAUCUUUAA